Molecule: messenger RNA, 264 nt
Organism: Rotaria socialis
Lineage: Eukaryota; Metazoa; Rotifera; Eurotatoria; Philodinida; Philodinidae
Source: the annotation of a GenBank genome assembly
AUGUAUCGUGAAUUGGGCCCGAGAUGUGAAAGCAUUGAUGUUAGGGUUGCAGAUAAAAAAAUACUUUUUGAUAUCGAAACUGGUGAUUGGGAUACAGCUGGCGCAGAAAGUGUGGGUGGAAUAGCGUCCAGUGGUGCUGCACACAAGGUUCGAAAACAAGUUGAAAUAUUAAAAGAAGAAAAUAAUAUGUUGAAGCUGAAAGUUGAUGUUCUAUUAAAUCUUGUUGCUGAAUCAAUAGCUGAACUAUCACCAACUAAAAAAUAA